AUGGGCGCCGUGCAAUUGCCGCCAGUGACUGUCUGGAGCCAACAAACGGGCUUGCAGGCAGACCUGCGCACAUCGCUGCGGUUCUGCGACACUUCACCAGGAACUGCUACCAUAUCUUGCGCAGACGACAUCAUCAGGUUGCGCAGAGAAGACAAGCUCUGGAUUCUGCCGGCAACUCCCUGUCGAAUGCGCAUCUCGAUUCAAUUGCUUGGUCGCGUCUCUGGCCAGAGUCUCGACAUGGGGCAAGUGGCGAGGUGGAUUGAAAGCUGCAAUAUUUGGGAACGUCUAAAAUUGCGAGUACGGUAUUGCGAAGUACCUGGGGACUCGGCGCUUAGCUUCUCUCUGCAGCACCCGGACGUGUCGGCGUCUCUGAGCUGCCCGCCGACGGCAGCGAAACGAGAGCUCCAGGAUCUCCGCUGUCAAGUUGAAAUAACACAGACACCGAAUACACGACAUCUGAAAAAGAGAAAGCGCGCCAAUAUGAAUGAGUUGAGAGACGAGACUGGCCAUCAAGCGGCUGAACCCUUGCGGACGAGCCAUCUAAAUCGGCAUCAAUCUCGCGAACUCCUUACGAUGACAAAUUAUGUACAUAACAGAGACUUCUAUAACAUCUUGCAGGCUGCAAUAACGGUUCUUGUCUCUGGCUCAGCUAGGCAUUUGACAGAUAUGACUGUUAGGCAAGGCAACACAGCACACGCCCUGGCCAGGCUUGUUCCAGCAGUCUUCAAUGUGCCUUAUAUCAAGGUUAUUUCAGACCGAGCUCAGCACAUGUCAACCAUUACCGGCGCACUGACUGCCAUGCAAACCACUGUCCAAUCGCCGGCCUUGAAGCGGAAACUCUGGAAUCUCGCUGACCGCGGAGGUAUCGAAAAACACCUGUGGCAUUCUAUCAUCUCCCAAGUGAACCCACCAAGCUUGCCUGGGCCAAAAAUGAGGACUAUCGGACAAGAUGAAGUUGGGGCGGUGCGCGAUGCGGGACCUGAGCAUGGUUUGGGGUCGAACUUGAUAUGCUUUGGAGAGGACCUCUUGUCCCCGAAUUUUCAGGACGGCAUAGACGAAAGCUUUGAAAUGUAG
Molecule: messenger RNA, 1074 nt
Organism: Cordyceps militaris CM01
Lineage: Eukaryota; Fungi; Ascomycota; Sordariomycetes; Hypocreales; Cordycipitaceae
Exons: 3
Coding region: 1-1074 (357 amino acids)
Source: RefSeq, a predicted model, not a curated record